Molecule: messenger RNA, 5643 nt
Organism: Octodon degus (degu)
Lineage: Eukaryota; Metazoa; Chordata; Mammalia; Rodentia; Octodontidae
Gene: Lmtk2
Product: lemur tyrosine kinase 2
Exons: 14
Coding region: 156-4646 (1496 amino acids)
Biological process (GO): protein phosphorylation
Molecular function (GO): ATP binding; protein kinase activity
Source: RefSeq, a predicted model, not a curated record
CGGAUCAGGAGCCGUGUUGAGUUUGGGCCGAAGCAGCGCGUCCCCAGGAGCAGCCGGCGCGGGUGCCGCUGAAGCAGGACCGACUGACGGACCCUCGGAAGGCGACCCGAGAGCCAGCCCCGGGGUGGGGGUGGGGGGGCCGCGCAGUGGUCGGGAUGCCGGGGCCGCCCGCAUUGCUGCUGCUGCUGCUUUUGCGCCUGGUCGUCGGUUAUGCCGGGGCCGCGCCACUUCCGCAAACAGGUGCAGGGGAGGCGACUGUUGCAGAAGUUCCCUCAACAUUUGUGAUCCUGUCUGUGUGCAGUUUAAUGAUAUUAAUAGUAUUAAUUGCAAACUGUGUUUCCUGCUGUAAGGACCCAGAAAUAGACUUUAAGGAAUUUGAAGAUAAUUUUGAUGAUGAGAUAGAUUUCACACCACCAGCAGAAGACACCCCAUCUGUUCAGUCCCCAGCAGAGGUCUUCACGCUGUCAGUACCAAAUAUCUCGCUUCCAGCCCCAUCACAGUUCCAGCCUUCUGUGGAAGGCUUGAAGUCUCAAGUUGCCCGCCACAGCCUAAACUAUAUACAGGAAAUUGGAAAUGGCUGGUUUGGAAAGGUCCUCCUUGGAGAGAUUUACACAGGCACAAGUGUAGCAAGAGUAAUAGUGAAAGAAUUAAAAGCAAGUGCAAGCCCAAAGGAACAAGAUACUUUUUUGAAAAAUGGCGAACCUUACUAUGUUCUUCAGCACCCAAAUAUUCUCCAGUGUGUUGGACAGUGUGUAGAAGCAAUUCCCUAUCUUCUGGUGUUUGAGUUCUGCGACUUGGGCGACCUGAAGACUUACCUGCACAAUGAGCAGGAGCACGUGCGGGGCGACUCGCAGACCAUGCUGCUGCAGAGGAUGGCAUGUGAGAUCGCUGCGGGGCUGGCCGCUAUGCACAAGCUGCACUUCCUGCACAGUGACUUAGCGCUGCGGAAUUGUUUUCUUACCUCUGACUUAAAUGUGAAAGUGGGAGAUUAUGGAAUCGGAUUCAGCAGGUACAAGGAAGAUUAUAUCGAGACAGAUGAUAAAAAAAUCUUCCCUCUGCGAUGGACUGCACCAGAAUUAGUAACCAGCUUCCAAGACAGACUACUGACUGCAGAGCAAACUAAGUAUAGUAAUAUCUGGUCUCUGGGUGUGACUCUUUGGGAACUUUUUAAUAAUGCUGCUCAGCCCUACUCGAACCUGUCUGACCUGGACGUCCUUAAUCAGGUCAUCAGGGAGCGAGACAUCAAGCUCCCAAAGCCCCAGUUGGAGCAACCCUAUUCCGAUAGAUGGUAUGAAGUUUUACAGUUCUGUUGGCGGUCGCCAGACAAGCGGCCAGCAGCCGAGGAGGUGCACAGGCUGCUGACUUACCUGCGGAUGCAGAGCCAGCGGGACCCAGAAGUCGACUUUGAGCAACAGUGGAAUGCUCUCAAGCCAAACACCAACAGCAGAGACACCUCAAGCAACGCUGCAUUCCCUAUCCUCGACCACUUCACGAGAGAUCGCCUUGGUCGAGAGAUGGAAGAGGUCCUCACGGUGACUGAAACAAGCCAGGGCUUGAGCUUUGAGUACGUGUGGGAGGCUGCCAAGCAUGAUCAUUUCGAUGAGCGCAGCCAGGCUCACCCUGAUGAAGCCUUGUCCUACUCCAGCAUCUUCUUUCCUGUCAAAGUGUUCGAGAGCUCCCUUUCAGAUCCUGGGCCUGGGAAACAAGAUGACAGUGGCCAGGAGGUCCCCCUUAGAGCCCCUGGAGUGGUUCCUGUGUUUGAUGCUCACAACCUUUCUGUUGGAAGCGAUUAUUACAUCCAAUUAGAAGAAAAAAGCGGAAGCAACUUGGAGCUCGAUUACCCGCCCGCACUGCUCACAACAGAAAUGGAUAACUCAGAGAAGGCAGGAGCGGAGGGAUCACAGUUCACUACCCUCAGGAACCUUGACUUUGAGGAAUCUAGUACAGAUGAGGAUUUCUUCCAAAGCAGUACAGACCCUAAAGAUUCUAGCUUAGCUGAGGACUUACAUGUUACCAGUGGCCCUGAGAGCCCUUUCAACAAUAUAUUCAGUGAUCUUGAGAAGGCUGAGGAUUUGCCCAGCCACCAAAAAGUAUUUAACUUAAUGGAACUCAAUGGAGUUCCAGCUGACUUUACACCAGCCACUUUAGGUUCAAGUUUAGAGGAUCCCAGGAAGUCAGGAAUAACUUGCCACUCUGACAAAGAAAAGCCCCGUAAGCUCCUUGACCAUGAGCCCUUUCAUUUAUCAGAAAAUCUUUUGCCCCAAGAUCACUUUGAUCCAUUGAAUGUUCAGGAACUAUCAGAAAACUUCUUGUUUCUUCAAGAGAAAAACUUACUAAAAGGCUCACUGUGUAACAAGGAGCUUAUAAAUGAUCUUCACACAGAACUUAAGAAUGCUGGUUUUACUGACGCUCUGUUAGAAACAUCACGGAGGGACUCUUUAGACAGUGAGCUUAAAUUUGCUGAAGAUGCACCCUGCUCUCCUUUGUCACAGGAGAACACAGGUGCCAAGGGUGAAGAUGCAAGAGUCACACUCAAGAGUGCCACUCAGAGCACCUCGGUACCACCUUCCCCAGAAGGACAGGUACCUUCUACCUCUCUCACAGCAAAAGAAACAUCUCCUGGUGGCCCCUCAGAUUCACUUUCAAAGCCAGGAGCAAGCAAGUCCACAGGUUUGGACUGCAGCGUCCCUGAGGACUGUCCCUGCCAGGACCCUCAUCUAGACUCUGCAACUCCCCCUGUUGAAAUUCCCCCCACCAGUGCCAACACCUACAGCGUGGACAGUGGGCCCCCUGACAGGACUCACCCACAUGAUGAGGCCUUAGGACUAACCAGAAGGGAUGCUGCUUUCGCGGCUGGGGUUCUCAUCAGUCAGGCCAGUACAGGGGACAGUCUUCCAGAAUCCAGAUAUGACGUACAAAAUCAGCCCUUUUCAGAAGACCAGCAUGGUGGCAGUUUACAGGAGAAAAACUUAGAAGCAGUAGAGACUUUUAUUAAUCAGCUCAAUUCUAAAGAAGCCACCAAAGACAUAGGCUUGGUGUCUGCCCUUUCCUCAGACUCCACCAGCCAGGACAGCCUCCUGGAAGACAGUUUAUCCACAGCCAUCCCAACCUCUGAGCCGUCUGUGGAGACACCAGACUCCCUGGAUUCUGUGGACGUCCACGAAGCUUUACACAGCCCUCAGAAACUCUUGCCCCCUGAUAAGCCAGCAGACAGUGGCUAUGAAACGGAGAACUUGGAGUCUCCUGAGUGGACUCUGCACCCUGCCCCUGAGGGCACCUCAGAUUCAGACCCCACUACUGCUGGAGACCCUGGGUAUAGCAAUUUGCCCGCCAAUCCAGUCAUCGUCGUGUCAGAUGCAGGCAGUGGCCACCGAGGUGCGGAAGGCACCUCACAGACCUUUGCCCCAGGUUCCCAGAGCUCCUAUCGAGACUCUGCAUACUUCUCAGACAAUGACUCGGAGCCAGAUAAAAAGUCCGAGGAGGUCCCAGGAGCCUCUACUUUGGCCUUGGUGUUAAUAAAGGGCCAGUCGCUGCCUGAGCCAGUCAUCCCAGAGCAAAGCCCAGGUGCCAAAGACAGCUGCCUGGAAGCCCAAAAAAGCCAGCCAGAUCAGAGUUACCCAUCUGUUCUACAAAAUCCUGGCAACCUGCAGUUAGGAGAAAUGCUGGAGCCGGCACAGGUUGGUGUUUCCAAACAGAUGCAUCCUGUGGAAGACGAGGCCAGCAGCCCCCUGAGUUUACUGAAUUCAGAGCUGAGCAGUGGUGAUGACUUUGAGACACAGGAAGAUCAUCCCUGCAUCCUCACAUCGACGGGAACCAACACUAAUGAACUCCUUGCCUACACAAGCUCUGCCAUGGAUAAGUCCUUCUGCAGCCACGCAGAGGGCCCCAAACUGAAGGAGCCGGACAUUGAAGGGAAAUACCUGGGCAAACUCAGCGUGUCUGGGAUGCUUGACCUCUCCGAGGACGGGAUGGACGCUGAUGAGGAGGAUGAGAACAGCGAGGAUUCUGACGACGACCUGAGAGCUUUCAACCUGCACAGCCUCAGCUCUGAGUCGGAAGAUGACACCGAGCACCCUGUGCCUGUGAUCCUCAGCAACGACGAGGACAGCCGGCACCUGCGGAGCCUGCUGAAGCCAGCAUCAGCCGCAGCUGAGGCUGUCAGUCAGCUGCCCGAAGACUGGAAGAAGGAAAAGAAGGCAGUCACUUUUUUUGAUGAUGUCACAGUGUACCUGUUUGACCAGGAGACCCCAACCAAAGAGCUGGGGCACUGUGGAGGAGAAGCACACCGCCCCGGGCCCAGUGGCCCGGCGCCCACUGCAGGCUCACCCUACCUGAGCAGGUGCAUGAACUCUGAGAGCUCCACGGAUGAAGAAGGUGGAGGCUUCGAAUGGGAUGAUGACUUCUCCCCAGAUCCUUUCAUGUCAAAGACAACGAGCAACCUUUUGGGUUCCAAGCCUUCUCUUCAGCCAUCCAAGUACUUUUCCCCGCCACCACCAGCCCGGAGCACAGAGCAGAGCUGGCCACACGUCUCCUCCUGCUCCAGGUUCUCCAUCUCUCCUGCCAACAUCGCCAGCUUCUCUCUCACACACCUCACCGACUCGGACAUCGAGCAAGGCGGCAGCAGUGAAGAUGGAGAAAAGGAUUAGGAGGUCUCAAACACGGUCUCCAAGCCAGAGCAGCGUUCCGACCCAUGAGCCAGAGCAGCGGCAUCGGCUGACGUGAGACUGGAGGAGUUUGGAGGCAGAGCUCAGUGGCUGCCCCACCCGCUCACCGCAGCCGCACCCCUGAGGUCCGCACACUUGAAGGGUUUACACGCUGGUCCCUGCAUCCAUGUGGGGAGUUGUGCGUGCCAGGGUGUGUCUGUGCUCUGUGCUGUGUCCUUGGCGUCCAUACCUGUGCCUCCGGGGCUGGACACGUCAUGAGUGAGCAGUCAUGAGUGAGCCAUAUUUAUUGUUGUAAAAGAAAUCACUAAUUGCUCUCUGUAAUUGCACUGUGGAUAAGUGUUGUAAGAGUCCCCAAUAUUGUACAGAAUCGUAAAUUAUUCAAGGAAAAUACAGCAGGUCAAGCUGGUGCUAUUCACUAGUUUGAUUUUCUUUUUCUUUUCCUUUUUUUCCCGUUUGAUAGUUUGUUUGCCCUGCAUGGUACUUGUAAAGCUUAAAUAUUUUGAGUGAUAUGCUGUCUUCAGAAUUAUUGGAGCUGUAUAUAUGGUACUCUUUCAUACAUGAUACUGAUUCUGAAUGUUAGUGUUUUAUGUUCUUAUAGGAAAUAUUUUUGAUGAGUCCAAAAAUACUGCUCUGUUACUUACAAUGAUUGAAUCAAAUGUUUCGUGUCUUCCCCAGAAGGUUGUUUCCCUGUGGCAAAUGCAGCUUCUCUGGGCUGCCAAAGGGUCUUGCAUCCUCUCCAUGAGAUUCCCCCACUGCCGCUGGUGUUUAUAAACCUGUUGGAAAGACUGACAGGUGCGCCCACACUCAGCUCUGGGUUGCACUGCAGGGCCAGUGUGGUGUGGCAGAUCCUGCUGAGUCCUUCUUUCAAGACAGUGGAGACCUCAGAGGCAUGUGUCUUCCCCUGAGAGACUCCAGCCACCAAGGAUGAUUUGUCCACUGCAGCAGGUAGUAUUGAGUCAAGCUUUUAAAACAUUUUUCA